AUGCCACAGUGUGAACAACGGGGUAAGGAUGUUAUUUGCUUCGCUUCAAAAGAAGAACUAGCAACACCUAGUACUGUCUCCUUACCACCACCGGAACAACCAGCUGGAUUAAUAUUAGAAAAUGGUGAAAUAAAUUGGAACUGUCCAUGUUUAGGCGGCAUGGCAACUGGCCCGUGUGGAGUAGAAUUUCGAUCAGCAUUCUCAUGUUUUCAUUACAGUGAGAAUGAACCGAAGGGUGCCGAAUGUUUGGAAGCAUUUCAAGCUAUGCAAGAUUGUAUGAAACAAUAUCCGACAUUGUAUAAACAGUCUGAUGAUGAAGAUGACAUACCUGAGAUACCAGGCAUAAAUGAAUCGCCUGAAGUUGAAUUGCUUGAUUCCGAACAUCAUAAUAUAUCUGAAAAGAAUAUUCAGCAAAUGGAUCAGAAAACUGUAGAAAAAACAAAACAAUAAUUGCCAUCAAUUAUGCUUUGAAAAUUUUGU
Messenger RNA from Chrysoperla carnea, 480 nucleotides. Its product is annotated as mitochondrial intermembrane space import and assembly protein 40-B. The record is from RefSeq and is a predicted model, not a curated record. Gene Ontology annotation, molecular function: protein-disulfide reductase activity. Gene Ontology annotation, cellular component: mitochondrial intermembrane space. NCBI's taxonomy places the organism in Eukaryota, Metazoa, Arthropoda, Insecta, Neuroptera, Chrysopidae. The coding region runs from base 1 to 450 and encodes 149 amino acids. Gene Ontology annotation, biological process: protein import into mitochondrial intermembrane space. The transcript has a single exon.